AACACACGUGUACCUUUCUUUUAAUUCUGUUACCAAAUAUUGGAAGAUUUUAAAUACUAACCUUCAAAGUUUUACCAGAAUGGAGCAAAAAUGAAACGUGUGCAUGAAUUCACAAGACUGAUCGUUUUAAAAACAAAGUUUUGUGUUUCAGUAUUUGUCCCACAAAUAGCAUAUUGUUACAAACUAAUCAAAUGCUUGAAGAUGUAUGCAGGCGCAAUAACAUACAGGAGGCAUCAUCAGUUAAACUGGGGCACGGGAAGCAGUGUAGAUCGGAACACGGUCGGCGGUCUAGCUGAAUUGAAGCCUGCGUCUGUCGAGCACAAAUCCGGUGGUGCUGUGGGAUGAACGUGCUGAGGCGGACAUGGGGCAGGUACCAGCUCGCUCUCCAAAGACACCCCCUCAAGAUGCAGUCCCUGCAAGCGUCCGUGCUGAUGGGCACGGGCGACGUCGUCGCACAGACGUACGUCGAGGGGAAGCCCCUGAGGAACGUUGACGGCGCGCGAGUUCUCCGCUUCUCGUCCAUCGGCGUCUGCAUCGGCCCCGCCCUGCUGCGGUGGUACGGGUGGCUGGACCGCGUGGCAGGGCCGACGGGCGGCCGGGCGGUCGCGGGGAAGGUGCUGCUGGACCAGGCGGUGGCCGCCCCCGCGAUGCUGUGCGCCGUCCUCUCCGCGGUCUCCCUGCUGGGGGGGGCCGACCUCCCCGGCGUGGCGGCCAAGCUGCGGCAGGACUACGUCCCGGUGCUCCUCGCCAACUACAAGGUGUGGCCCGCCGUGCAGCUGUGCAACUUCACGCUGGUGCCUCUGCGGUACCGUGUGCUCGUGGUGCAGACAGUGGCCGUGCUGUGGAACACGUAUCUGUCUCGCCGCGCCAACUGUCCCGUGCCUGUAUGAGCCGUAUCAGCUCCGCAGUGCAGUGCACAGACGUCGACCCACUGUGUCUCCCACGCUUCUCUCUACUUGACUUGGUCCUGAGCAUGGCACAGACAGAUCCUUGUCUUCUGCGGAGGCUCCAAAAUUAGCUUACAAUUUGCCAUAACAGUGACACAGGCAUUAGUUUAAAAAUGGUACUGCACCAUACACUGGAUUUUGUUAAAUCAUUAAUCACAUAGUUGUAUUUUUUUUCUCUCCAUAGAACAGGCUUUGAUUUAAUGUUAUAACAACAAAUCAAGCACUUUAAGGCCAGGGGUACACACUGAAUGAGACAUGAUGCGAUGUUUUGUGUGAAAGUAGUUGCCCUGCAUGUACGCACAUGAACUCCGUGCACACAGAAUCAGGCAGUGCGAUAAGAUCAAGGCGACAACAUCGAAUAACUGCUCCAACUUAGUUGUGAGCAGACUGCUGUGUUCUUCGCAUGCGUGAUUAUUAUAAAAAAAAUAAUCAAACAAAGGCAUUCUGUAGUGAGGCAAUCGCUAACUAGUUAAAGACUGUUUUUCAUUGUUACUUUAAUUUGAGUAAAUAUUCACUUGUGAAGUAUUUUAAUUUUUUUUUUUUUCUCAGUAUGGAACUGGAUGCAUAUUGAUUAGUUGUGUAGUUCAGGCAAUACCUAUUUUAUAUAUAUAUAUAAUCCAUCUCUGAAGGUGUUUCGCGUUGAUUUCGAGAAUAUGGGAAGAAAUAACUUUACGGAAAUACAAUGUCAAGUUGUCGCAUGAAGAUGGUGUUAAGCUGUUAUGUGGCAUUUUGUGGCGUUGCAUCACAUCACGUCUGAUUCUGUGUGUACAGAGCCUAAGGCAUUUAAAAUUUGGCCGUGCAAAGCUCAAUGGAAUUUUUAUCUUCAAUAACAAUAACUUUUAACUGUGUUCACUACGACACUCUUGUUGAAGUUUAUAACGGAAAAUUCCUGUUCUUUGUCCAGUUUGUGCACAGCCAGGAGAAUAUACACAUAAUUAGUCGAGAAUUUCAUGUUGUUUUGAAACAGUGUAAAUUUGACUAUUUUAACGUCCUGAAUUUUCCAAAAAACCUUUAAUGUAAAAAAAAAUAUAUGUUUGUUAGGCUGUGCUCCGUUUGGGGGAGACUGUUGGUAGGUCUGUGGCCUCGUUUCAACUAUUAAUUGCAUUGGUUUCAUGUUAAGUCUGAUCAUAUAAUUGGACGCAUAUUGAACUAAACAACCUUUUGAAAAGUCAGAUUGUGUUUUCUACAGCAUAAGAUUUGUUGCCUUUGUGAGGUUUUUCGGUCGGCUGGUAUUCACAAUUUACUUAGAGGAAGACUGUGCAGAUUCUACACUUCAUGAAAUCGUUCUGAUGUAUAUGGUCAUCCUUGGCUAUACAAUUUUUUUUGGACAAACUAUCACACAUCAAAUCCCUUCAAGAUGCUUUACAUUUAGUAAUAUUUUCAUAGGUUUUUUUCAGAUACAUCAUUAUGACAGUUAACUGUGUAUAAUAUUUUUCAGACAUUCAUUUAAAUGUUCACUGCUUUAAAUAAGGCAUGCAUUUCAUGUUCCUUCAUUUUUGGCAAGCUGUUGAGCCGUACAUUGUAAGUAUUUUUUCCCCUCACUCGUUUCUUCCUUGUUGGGUAUGUAUUGCUGUGAAGUUUGUGGAUCGCUUAUCACACACAUGUUUCUGGCUUUCCAACUGAACUUGAUUCAGGAAGCAGACUUGUGAAAACGGUCUGUGCUUCUCGAGGUUAGGUUGUGUGACACUUGAUGGCGGCAGUGUUGAGCAUUCAGCGUGAUGGCUGCCCUGUUCUGUGUGAUAGGAAACUGCAUUGCAACCAGCGAGUGUAGUUCAAGAGCAUUCAAACACUAAAUUCAAUAAAUUAUAACUUUUUGGAAGUAUAACUCAGAAUAAUUCUCCUGAAAAAGCGUAGUCAAAGGAAAUAAAUACGUACCUGUGGUAGAGAAAUUUAUAUUUUGCAUGAUGUGAUGUAAAUAUUCUCUAUAAAAUCUAGUUUUGAAGCAGUUACAAAAAAGUCACAGUGAUCGACAACAUUUAUGGAACAUUAAUUGAGACGUAAUAUAGUUAUGGUUUGUUUUGUGUAAUGAGUUUUGCAUUUGAAGUGCGGUAUAUACCUUAUCCUCUUGUAUCUAUAUUUGUGAAAUACUUAAGCUAAGCAACCUUUGUACAUUAAAAAAAAAAUACAAACUUUGAGUUAUAAACAACUGACAUUUUAUGAAGGUAAUUAUUUUAGUUAUUAGUAAUGUAACAAGUGAUGCAUGGGUGACUGAUGCCAGCGGUGUUGCUAUGUUUUUAUAGCAUUUUGUGCAGUGUGAAGAUUAUUGUUUUAUUAAAAAAAAAAAAAUAAUAAUAAUUUUACCUUGAUGUUUGAGGAUUUUAUUUUAGUUUUUUUUAUGCAUGUAUGGUAGUUACAUGAAAAGAACAUAUUACUCUUUCAUUAAAUAUUCUUGUGAUAACUGUGAAUAGUUAAAACUAUUUGAAGAAUAUGUUUGUACAGAAUUAGAACAGUAAAAUAAAGUUGUUACAAAAUGGUUCAAUA
Bacillus rossius redtenbacheri is the source of this 3428-nucleotide messenger RNA. It is a transcript of the gene Mpv17, whose product is annotated as protein Mpv17. The transcript has 5 exons. NCBI's taxonomy places the organism in Eukaryota, Metazoa, Arthropoda, Insecta, Phasmatodea, Bacillidae. The coding region runs from base 342 to 890 and encodes 182 amino acids. Gene Ontology annotation, cellular component: cytoplasm; membrane; mitochondrion. The record is from RefSeq and is a predicted model, not a curated record. Gene Ontology annotation, biological process: cellular response to reactive oxygen species.